AUGAGUGCAUCAACAAUUGAAGUGAAAUCAUCCACUCCAUCUCAUCAAUUAAAUUCUGAUGAAAUCAUUUCCAUCUCCAGUUUAACCACCCACCAUGUUGUUACUCGUAUUGUCGAUGAAAAUGAAUACGCUUCAUUGAAACAAUUAUACAAAUCUGAAUACGAGCAAAUUUCAGCGAGUGAAUUGUACACAGAAAAAUCCUUGUAUAAAAAAUUAUUAGAAACUUGGACAUAUCAUCAUUAUUUAUUAUGGCGUAAUUAUUUUAAUUUUCGUAAUGGUUCAACGAAUGAUAUAGAUCGAAAUCAAAUUAGAGAAUUAAGACAGUUAAUAUGUCAACAAACAAAACGAAUACAGCAUUUAGGAUAUUAUUAUGUAUAUGAUGAUGGUGAUGUCGAUUCAAAACCAUCAGAAAUAUUGAAAAUAAUAUUUAAUAUCAAACAAUUAGAUUAUUCUAAAAAUAAUUCAAAAAUCAUUGAUAAACCAUUUAAACUGUGGAAACAAAUAAAAUUGAAGAAUGAUAGUACUAAUAAUAAGAAUUGUAUUUAUAAUGUAGUUGAAGGUGAUUGUUUGGAAGUUGCAUUAUCAUUAUUACAAUCUGAUUUUAAUCCAGUUGUACUAAAUAUGGCUUCGUCGACUAAUAACGGUGGAGGUUGGGAAAGUGGUGCAGGCGCACAAGAAGAAAACUUAUUUCGUCGGUCAACUUAUGAAAAUGCAAGCGCCAUUGUUAAAUAUGAUUAUCCAAUACCAGAAUUUGGAGGAGUUUAUUCACCGGCAGUUACAGUAUUUAGAAGUUCAGAAAUUACCGGAUAUAAAUUAUUAAAACAACCUUAUCUAAUGUCAUUUAUUGCAGUAGCAGCGUAUGUACAUCCAAAAUUAGUUAAAGUAUACACUGAUAAUGCUGAUUAUAAUGAAUCUAAUUAUCAUUUGGAAUUGGAUGCUAUAAUGACUGAAAAAACCAAAGAAAAAAUUCGUACUAUAUUAUCAUUGGCUUUGCUACAUAAUCAUGAUUCUAUUGUUUUAUCGGCAUUUGGUUGUGGGGCAUUUAAAAAUCCUCCUGGUCAUAUUGCACAAUUAUUUAAAGAUGUAUUAUUGGAGUUCGAAUUUGAAAAUCAAUUUAAACAAGUUUGUUUUGCUAUACUAAAUGACCAUAAUGUAGGAAAAAUGCAUAAUCCCGAUGGAAAUUUUAUACCAUUUCAACAAGCGUUUCAACAGCUGAAUACUAAUAUCGGGGCUAACAGUGCUAAUCUGAACACUUGUAUUGCUCCAGAAGAGUUGGAAGUUCACUCUUCCAUACUUUAA
Messenger RNA from Didymodactylos carnosus, 1299 nucleotides. The record is from the annotation of a GenBank genome assembly. NCBI's taxonomy places the organism in Eukaryota, Metazoa, Rotifera, Eurotatoria, Philodinida, Philodinidae.